CCCAAGGAAAUUAGUGCCGCGUUUUCAUAGGAGCUUCCCUGCCUGGAAUUUGUAUGAUUUCCUUGCAGCUCGCUGGGGUGUUAUGCUAGCAGCCUUGCAUCGACGCGCAUAUCCAGCUCACGUUAGUUGAGAUUAGAGUCGUCAACCUGAUGGGGAAAGAGCAGAGCGAUCCUAAGGAGCAGCCUCUAGUACUCUUUGCUGGCUUGGCCAAGGGGUGCCAGCUUAUCGCCUCGUACGCGCAGCACAAGCACUAUGAGCACGCGGCGCUGGAAGCGAUAAAGGAAGUCCCGUCCCACGUGCACCGAUUCUCCCUGGGCCAUGGCGGGGUCAUGGCGCUCUUCUGCAAAUUCCCCGACCCCCUCGCUUUGGACGGCGCCAGCGACGCCCUCCACCAUGCGGCCCGCCAGUCGCCGCAGCUCACGCCGUCCAACUCGUACGUCGCCGUGCUCAUCGCGUACGAGUCGCCGAGGCUCAUGCGGGCUCGUGGCUUCGAGCUGCUGCACACAAUAAGCGACCUCUACCAGUCUCUCCUCACCCGCCCGCGCUUCCCGCUCCGCCGCACCUCCUCGUCCUUUCUCCCCCGCGUGGACGCGUUCAAACGGGGAAAGCUCGAGGCGCAUAUCAAGGACAUGUCCGUGGCGGAGCGCGGGCCGCGAUGCUCGCAGGAGCUGCGGAUCUAUCCCUUGGCGCCGAAAGCGUUCCUGGUGCGCGACACGAACCAGUCGCCGGCGGAUCUAGCGGCGAUAGCGGCGGCGCGGGAGGAGGUGGAGGCGAAGAAGGAGCGCGCGAAGAACAUGCUGGAGGCGGAGCUGCUGUUCGUCAACAACAUGGCGGACGACGACAUCUGCGCGCUGCCCGGCCAGCUCCACCUGGGGGAGACCGCGGACGCCGACGACGACGACGACCACGAUACGCGCGGUGGCGCCGUGGGAGGGCAGAGUGGAGCGGCGCAGUCAGCGGCGUACAACCCCGAUGUCCCCGCGCACGACGACGACGACGACGACGAGGACUUCGUGCCCAAGUCCAUGCCCGGAGACUUCUACCCGCAACAGCCAGCCCAGCAAUCUGCUGUUAUCGCGCCUCACGCCACUGCGUCUGAUCCCCCCCCGCCCGGUCGCAAGGUCCCCUCGCGCGGACUGAGCUUCUCGCUCUCCUUCUCGCACUCGCGGUCGCGACCGCGCGAGCAGCAGGUGGACGUGGACGACCUCGUCAGCCGCGUGCGCGCCCUCGCCACGGCCAGUGCCACCGGCGCCGAUGACCCGCUCGCCGUCGCGUCGUUCCGCUCGUCGACCCCGUCGACGGCGGCGUCCGCAUCCCUAUCGCCGGUGGCGCACGGCGCAGCGCUGAAGCGGUCGGGCAGCCACGGCAGCCGCUCCAGGUCCGGCGGCCACGGCUCCCGCAGCUUCAGCUUCGUUCACGGCAGCGCCAGCGGCGGCGGCGCUAGCGGCACCCUGUCGCAGUGGCUCAGGGGAAACCGGGCGUCGCUGCUGCCUGCAGAUGCUGCGCGCGUGUCGCCCGCUAGCGACGGGACGGGCGGGCAGGUUGUCUCGCACAGCGCGGAGCUGACCCCGGCGAAGCAGCAGGGAGGCGAGGGGGGCGCUGUGGAGAGCCUGGAGCAGGCGCUGGCACAGGUGCAGCAGCACGCGCACGCACAGGAGCAGGGGCAGGGGCAGGGGCAGGGGCAGGGGCAGGGAAAGGAGGUUGAGGAAAAGGUUGAGGGGCAGGGAGUGGAGCAGGGGCAGGAGCAGAAAAGUUCGGGCUGUAAUAGACGGCACCGAAGUUGCUCGCACCCUAAUCGGCAUCACCGCCACCACCGCCUUCGCCAGCAGCAGCAGCAGCAGCAGCAGCAGCAGCAGCAGCAGGGGCAGUGUGAAGCGUUGAGCGGGGGAGCUAGUCCACGCGGCAAGCAGGACGGUGGCGAGGCGUCACCGGGCAAGGCAGCGACGGCAGCGGGGGCGAUUGCCAUGUCCAUGCGCAAGAAGAAGAGCAAGUUCGCCGCAGCGGGCGGCACCAGCCCCACCAGCCCCACCACCCCCACCAGGAGUGCCAACGCCACCAACUCUGCUCCAUACGGCAGCGCUGCCUCGGAUUCGUGCAGCUCUGGCGGCAGCAGCGAGUACUGCAGUGAGUGCGCCUCCCCCACUGGCCUUGCGAGCCCCAAUGCGCCUGCGGUUGAUCCCCGCGCGUAUGUGUCUCAGCACCAGCAGCGCCCACUGCAUUCCUACCAGCCGCCCCACGCCCAGGUGUCCGGGGCACAGGUUCCCGUUGACACCGUGCCCCAGGCGGCGGUGUCGUCGCCCCCACGGGAGGAGCAGCUGCAGCAGCUGCAGUCGCAGCUGGAGCAGUUCCGAGACGAGUACAACGAGCGCCGCAGGCACGCCGAGGACCGCAAGCACCACCCGCCGCACUCACCACAGAAGCAGCUGGGCGGUAGUGACAGCAGCAGCAAUAAGGGCGAGGCAGGGGUGGCAACAACACGGCAGCAGCAGCUGGAGAAGCAGAAGCAGCAGCUGCUGCAGGAGCUGCAGGGCGGGCUUCCUGAAAAGCCCGCCAAGGCGAAAGAGCUGCCGCGCAUCCCAGACAUCUCCCUCAUGGUGCCGUACCCCCCCUCGCCCAUCUACGCGCCCCGCCCCCCCUCGCUGCUGUCGUCCGUGCUGGACCACACGUGGGCGGGCAAGGACAAGGACAGGAAACGCGAGAGGGACCGCGGCAGCACGGGCUGGGGAUUCGUGUUCGGACGGGGGAGGGGGGAUAGGGAGAUGGAGAAGGGUUCAAGGGGCACGGACCGAGCACUGCGAGCGAGGAGCUCCAUAUUUGCGUCCGAGAAGAGCAAGCGGGCCGUGCCGGUGGAGCAGAGGAGCCAGGAGGCGGAGUCCACCUAUGGGGGCUGGUUUGGGUCCCGUAGCCCCCCGCCUGGCCUCUCCAGCUUUGCUGGCAAGGGUGAGGAUGUGAGGGGUGGUGGUGGUGGCAGUGCUGGAGCGGGCCGGUCGUUCAUGGUGGGGACAGGCGCCUCGCAGCGCUCUGCCUAUGACGCGUGGCUGGCGGGCCAUGAGGGUGGGCAGGGGGGAAGCACGGGUGGCGUGGGGGAAGGAGGGAGGGCCAGGCACUUGUUUGGGGGAGGGUGGCGGCGCUGACGAGAGCCUGCUGACCUGGGCGGACAGGAUUCCAUUGAGGGACGCUGUGCUAAUGCCCCUCUCCACCAAUGCCCCUCUCCACCAAUGCCCCUCUCCACCAAUGCCCCUCUCCACCAAUGCCCCUCUCCACCAAUGCCCCUCUCCACCAAUGCCCCUCUCCACCAAUGCCCCUCUCCACCAAUGCCCCUCUCCACCAAUGCCCCUCUCCACCAAUGCUGCUGCAAUCGUAUUUGCAAGAAUAGGUGCUCCGAUGAUGGGUGUUUGCCUUUGGCCAGCAGUGUUGUGUUUGUAAAGUUGGUGUUCCCGGGACCCAGGGUGUGCAGGCAUGGAGUUGCCAUCUCUAGGCUGUGGGGGAGAACUGAGAUGGACCCCAAACCCUGAAGGUGGCGGAUGGGCAGCGUUUGAGUGUGUAUGAGGCUGCUGCGGUGCUCGUUGUGGGCAUUGCUUUGGCGGCCCCUAGGAACAUGCCCUUACACUCAUGCUGCUCACGGCUGGUAGGAGAUGGGGGGCUUGUGGGGCCGGGCCUUGCCUGGAAGGGCCUCAACGCUAUGGGAGGAGACUGAGUAAAUUGUAGGGAACAUGUUGAGGUUUUAGUACCUUUUGCACCUGCAUGCAUCCAUGCUGGCCAAAUCUUGGCAAUACGUUGACAAGCCUUUUUUGUGCUCAUCUUGCACAAACCAGCGGUUGCAGCCCAUGAACACUACUCGUUGAGGGAAAUGGCUAACCAGCGCAGUGAGUGCGAUGAGGGCAUGGCCGUUCGUCGUCGCAUCCACGUGUGCUGCGGAUCCCAGACGCCCGGCGCGCGUCUAUGAGAACCGGAUGUGCAUGCGAGGGUCCCAGUGCCA
This is a messenger RNA of Closterium sp. NIES-67, 3979 nucleotides long. The record is from the annotation of a GenBank genome assembly. NCBI's taxonomy places the organism in Eukaryota, Viridiplantae, Streptophyta, Zygnematophyceae, Desmidiales, Closteriaceae.